Aspergillus puulaauensis is the source of this 729-nucleotide messenger RNA. RefSeq lists its product as uncharacterized. Lineage: Eukaryota; Fungi; Ascomycota; Eurotiomycetes; Eurotiales; Aspergillaceae. Bases 1 to 729 code for a protein of 242 amino acids. The record is from RefSeq and is a predicted model, not a curated record. The transcript has 2 exons.
AUGCCCGAACGGCUGCGGCGUCUUUUCGACCGUGCAUCACGACGCAGCCCCCCAGUUGUACCGAGAAACACCACAUCACAGUAUGGGCUGAAGCAACUUCAUGAGCCAUCGGAGGUUUCUGGACCCGCGGUGGAUAUCGUCUUCGUUCAUGGCCUGACCGGGUCUGCUGGCGAUACCUGGCACCAUAAGGACACUGGAUUUUACUGGCCAGCCAAUAUAGGCACCGGAAACCAUGUCCCUGCGCGUGUUUUCACCUUCGGAUACGAUGCGGAUGUCGCUAAGUUCUGGCAGCCCGUUUCCCAGCUCGGGAUCGAUAACCACGCGAGUAAUCUGCUUGGGUCUUUGGCGCGGGUGAGGAGUGAAACAGAGACGGUAUCUACCUUUCUUACCAUUCCUUCCGAUUGCCGCAGGACAGUUUUGGGUAAUAACUUUGACAAGGAAACUCGCAAAAUCAUCUUCAUCGCGCACAGUCUCGGCGGCUUAGUUGCACAGAAUGCUCUUUGUCUAUCCCAGACCAGCGCAGAAAUACACAUCAGAGAUGUCGGGAACAGCAUCCUGGCUAUUAUGUUCCUGGGCACUCCGCAUUUGGGAGCUGAUAUAGCGUCCUGGGCAAGGCUGGGUACGAGCAUUGCGAGUCUCGUCACUCGUCCGGCGCGAGACCUCGUGCGCGUUCUGGAGCCUGGCUCCGAGAUGCUGGCGAGUAUCCAGGAUAGGUUCCAUAGUAUUUGA